ACAGACGUGAAUGGGAUCGAGGCAACAAGCGUCUUUCCAACGUGCGCCGCGCAGACCCACCAGAAGAAGUUUAUGGGUUUUUGUUAUUUUGAGGAAGAGUCUGACCCAAAAUCAAAAAAGAGAAGCGCACGCGAAGUUCACCGUCUUGAAAACUGCAGGAUCGCACAGCUACAAACCGUAUUCUAUUUUUGUGAAAUCAACAUGCAGUUGUAAUUUUUUGGAGUCUCGCCGCGAACGCGCAAUAGAGUUAGAGCCCAUGAAGGGACCUGAGCAAAAUUAAUAGUGACAGCCGUACCAGAUGAUUGGUGGUGAAUUGAUAAGAUAAGUACAUACAAGUUUCCAGGAAUCAUGCCCAGUGUAGCAGCUGCAGCACCGUCCGCGACCUCCAUGCAACGGAGUUCCUCAGCAAAGGCGUCACCUGUGCUGAGUGAAAACUUGAAGCGCAAUAUCACAAAGCACAUGGUGGAGGAGACUGAGGUACUUACUACGCAUUCUUUUGAAUCGCUUUAUAUGUUGAUUUUUGCUUUUUAUUAGUUUUGACAGGGCAUACUAAAAGCUUUUCUCCUUCUUUCGGUAUAUCCAAAAAUGUUGCGGUAGACGUCGAUUCGGAGGUCCCGCUUGAGGAGUGUAGAAAAAGGAAUGAAGUCUCUUCAUCGAUCUUUUCGCAGGAUUCUAGCCGGCACAUGGUUACCAUGCUCGCGUCGCGAGUCAAUCAGGUUGGCUGUCAGAUACUAGCGGCGUUUCCGCCGCACAUGCGCGAAAUGAAGGUAAAGGACGUCUGGGGCCUUCUCGAGCAACAGGGCUCUGCUGCCACCAACGAUAAACGAGAGCAGGCAUCCUCCUCGAGCGCCCCGGGAAAAACUACCGGCCCAGGUAGAGCACCGCUAGUCGUUUUUUGCCCCCCGUGCGCUUCGUUCAGUUUGCGAAUAGAAGAAAAGAUUUCAAAUUGCUUUUUCCAGACUUUUGAUUGUUGCAGCGAGACCAUACUCAAAGAACUCGCAAGUUGUGAGCGAAAUGACGAAACAAAUCGCAGGUCCUGGAGCGAUUGCUUCCAGUUCGCAGAAACGGAGCUCACUACCACCAAACAGGAAACCGGGAGAGAACCUAACGCCCGCCAUGGACGAUGUCAAAUACAUGACGGUAAAUGAUUGCAUUUCUUUUCAUCUUUUUUCUCCUCGCACGAUUUUACAAAAUGGUUUCGUUUUCAUGGCUUCAUGUCGUCGACCCACUACUUUUUUGCAUAUUACAACAGGCUGAGCAACGACAAGAGCUGCUGGGAAAGCUGUGUGGAUAUGUGCAAGAGCUUGAGUCUAUGGGGGAAUACAGAACGAAACGUCGCAAAGAUGAUCCGACCUGAAGGUGCGGAGGUAUUAGUAGAGUUUUUCAGAAGCAGAAUUGAACGGAGACGAAGCAAAGUCCUCG
Molecule: messenger RNA, 1422 nt
Organism: Amoebophrya sp. A120
Lineage: Eukaryota; Dinophyceae; Syndiniales; Amoebophryaceae
Source: the annotation of a GenBank genome assembly